Messenger RNA from Ramularia collo-cygni, 894 nucleotides. RefSeq names its product related to 26S proteasome regulatory subunit S5A. Gene Ontology annotation, molecular function: polyubiquitin modification-dependent protein binding. Gene Ontology annotation, cellular component: proteasome regulatory particle, base subcomplex; cytosol; nucleus. The coding region runs from base 1 to 894 and encodes 297 amino acids. The transcript is spliced from 2 exons. Lineage: Eukaryota; Fungi; Ascomycota; Dothideomycetes; Mycosphaerellales; Mycosphaerellaceae. Gene Ontology annotation, biological process: proteasome-mediated ubiquitin-dependent protein catabolic process. The record is from RefSeq and is a predicted model, not a curated record.
AUGGGUCUCGAGGCGACUGUUAUCAUCUGCGACAACAGCGAGAGCGCGCGCAAUGGAGACUAUCUGCCCAGUCGAUGGGAGGCGCAGGUAGAUGCUGUCAGCCUCAUCUUCAACUCCAAGACGGCGGCAAAUGCAGAAUCCAGUGUUGGUCUCAUGUCCAUGGGCGGUUCUGGUCCCGAAGUCCUUACAACCCUCACCACAAACUUUGGCCAAGUGCUUGACGGUCUGCACCGGACAAAGGUCAAGGGUGCAUCUCACUUGUACACGGGAAUCAUGAUCGCAUCGCUCGCUCUCAAGCACCGCCAAAACAAAUCGCAACGCCAACGAAUCAUCGUAUUCACUUGCUCGCCCAUCACCGAGAGCACCGCCACCCUCACAAAGCUCGCCAAGCGUAUGAAGAAGAACAACACCUCGAUUGAUAUCAUUGCGUUUGGUGACCUCACAGAAGAGAACCUUGACAAGCUACGCGCAUUCAACGAGGCUGUCAAGUCCAACGAGGGUUCACAUCUGGAGAUCGUACAUCCCGGUCCCAAUCUACUCUCUGACAGCAUCGUGGCGAGUCCAAUUCUGGCAGGUGAAGGCGGAGCGGCAAACGCAGGUGCCGGCGCAGGAGGCGAUGGAGGCGGUGCAGGUGGCGACUUUGAGUUCGGUGUGGACCCCAAUAUGGACCCGGAGCUGGCGCUUGUGCUACGGAUGAGUAUGGAGGAGGAGCGGGAGCGACAGGAGAGGGAGAAGAAGGCACGAGACGAGGCCGAGGGCAAGACAGAGCUGGAGAGUGUACCCGAAGGCAAGGAGGAGAGCGGGGAGAAUCAGCCAUUGCUGGACAAGAGCGGAGAGGGAGGCUCGAGUAAGAAGGACGAUAAGAAGGACGACGAUAAGAUGGAUACUGCCUGA